AUGGAAUCGCGCACUACUUAUGCUGAUGUUGCGGCCGGAGUCCCUCCACUUCGUAUUGGAGACGAAAAAAUUCACUCUAUUGCCACUGUUCAAAAGUGUACCAAGUUCAAUUAUCACGUAAGUUUGGUUUUUAUUCUAGUUUUUCAUGGUUUAGGUAUCGAAUUUAUUUAUGAGGUGAACCUGUGUGUUUUUGAUACUGACGUGAUAGAGACAUGAAUUUGGGUUGGCCUUUUGUUUAAUUUGAUUAAAACAAGACGACUACUUUAUUAACAUUGUCCUUGAUAACUACUCCAGAUAUUUUGUUUAUCUUAAUGUCAUUUCAGCGCUUGACUCCGUUGAUGUUCCUUGCAUUUAUGGUUCUCACUCAAGGAUUUCAAGUCCUGCUGUACUUCUUCGCCAACAGGAUUGAAAACUUCUUCCAGAAUUGGCAGUUCAUCACCAUCAAUUGCUUCGUCUUUGCCUUCAUGCUGAUCACCUUUGGUAUUUUGGCUGUGGCUGCGGUAAAGAAAGACAAAAACCUUUACGACAUUGCUAUCAAGCUCAUGGUAAAUUUUUUUUUUGUUUUUGACAUUUUAUUUUAGUGUUUUAGAUGAAAAGAAAUGGUUAAAAGAUUGUUUUUCAAUAGUUAGGUCUAAAUUUUCUAGAGUAGUGUGGAAAAAGCUUUAUAGAGCUAGCAUGUUAAAGUUAGGUAAUGUUAAAAUUAAAAAUAAUAUCAAAUUUUUCAGGCAAUCUUUGUCCUCCUUCACACCAUCAUUUUUGUCGUUUUCUUGAUCUUCUCCGUGAUCGUCUACGUUGAGGACUCAACUCCCACCCGUCAUCAAGCGUACAUCAACAUGGUUACCUUGGAGAUCGUCGGCUACGCGUUGUUCCACUUGGUUGUGGCUACCUUCUUAAGUGCUUUGGUCGUCAUCACGGUCAGAGACAAGGAUCAUUUGUCGCAGUGCCCAUUGGUCAGCGUCGAUCGCAUUUGA
Bursaphelenchus okinawaensis is the source of this 971-nucleotide messenger RNA. The record is from the annotation of a GenBank genome assembly. NCBI's taxonomy places the organism in Eukaryota, Metazoa, Nematoda, Chromadorea, Rhabditida, Aphelenchoididae.